AUGUAUUCUACUGGUGAGCCAAGGCGCCGAAACGUAGACAACUCGGCCUCUUUCACGGACAACAAUUCGUCGACGGUGCGGCCGGACCUGCUCGCGGCCUACGAGCGGUGGCGCGGCGACAAGCAAAAGGUUGUGGUGAACGGGCUGCUGCACCGGAGCGACCGCAUGUCCAAGGUUCAAUAUCAAGAAUUGUUGCGGGCGUCGGAGUUCGGGCUGCUCCCGCGCGGCGACGAGCGGCACGCAGUCCCGUGUGGUCCACAUCGCGGCGAUGGCGUGGAGGCGGGACACUGGUUGCCAUAUAUAUAUGUUCCGCGCAGGUGGAGCUGGCGCUUCGGCGAGACGAUGAACGCCGGCGUGAUACCCGUAAUCUUAGCAGAUGGCAUGAGCCUACCUUAUAGCCACCUCGUCGAUUGGCCCCAGGCGCGGUUAUCCAUGCCGGAGUCCCUCGCAAAAAACUUCAGCGCCGUCGUCGCGGCCGUCGCCGCCGUCUCGAAGGGCCGGAAGGCGCGCAUGCGGGCGAAGGUCCGCCGAAUUUAUGAAGAGUGCAUGGCGACGGACGCCAGGCUCGCGGACUGCUUCCUGCGCGAUUUGAGUCUCGCGGUGCGCGCCCCGCGCCAGGCGGCGGCGCUGAAGGCCGCGGAGAGCCUCCGGGGGCCGGACUGCCCGUCGCACGACCUCGACGUGGCCGGCGACAAUCCGCGCUACGGCUGGAGCGUGGGCUAA
Molecule: messenger RNA, 723 nt
Organism: Pelagomonas calceolata
Lineage: Eukaryota; Pelagophyceae; Pelagomonadales; Pelagomonadaceae
Source: the annotation of a GenBank genome assembly